This is a messenger RNA of Vittaforma corneae ATCC 50505, 794 nucleotides long. RefSeq lists its product as uncharacterized. The transcript has a single exon. The annotation marks the transcript as partial. The record is from RefSeq and is a predicted model, not a curated record. NCBI's taxonomy places the organism in Eukaryota, Fungi, Microsporidia, Nosematidae.
UUACUCUUAUUACCUACAUUACCUUAUUAUUACUCUUAUUAUCUAUAUUACCUUAUUAUUACUCACAUCACUCUCCCCCCAUUUCCCCUUAUUAUUACUUACUCUCGUAUUAUCACUCUCCCACCUUAUCUUUCCUUAUUUUCCCUACCUAUCUAUUAUACUACUUACUUAUACUCGUCUUAUUACUUACCUUAUCUUUACUCAUAUUAGCUUAUUACUUACCCUUACUUACUUAGUUAUAGUCACUAUUAUUUAUAUUACUUACUUAUUACGUAUUAUUAUCUCUCACCUUAUACUCCCCUUACUCUAUCCUCUUCUUCUCCCACUCUUACUUAUUACCAUCUACUUACCUAUAUUCCCCCACUACUCAUACUCUCUUUCCUCAUAUUCCCCCACUACUCUUCUUCACCUUCCUUAUUUUACUUACCCAUACUUACUUCCUCACUUACUUAGCCAAUUAAUUAAUUCAUUUACCUUAUUUUAUUAUCACCUAUCAUCACUUCCCUACUCUUUCUUAUUUAACUCCCUUAUCUUUAUUUAUUUAUAUUUCUUAUUAUCUCCCUUACUUAUACCUACUAACCCACCCCUUCAUUCCUUACCCUACUGUCUGUCUUUCUAUAUUUCUCUCUUCCUUACUCUACCCUCUUAUCACUUCCUUACCUUAUCAUUACUUAUUACCAUAUCUCUCUCACCUUAUGUUCCCACUUAUCUAUUACACUUACUUAGUCAUGCUCGUCUUAUUACUUAUAUCACUUACUUACACCUUACUACUUAUUAUUGCCUAGCUAUUACUU